Carya illinoinensis is the source of this 1178-nucleotide messenger RNA. RefSeq names its product steroid 5-alpha-reductase DET2. Gene Ontology annotation, molecular function: 3-oxo-5-alpha-steroid 4-dehydrogenase activity. Gene Ontology annotation, cellular component: membrane. Bases 174 to 956 code for a protein of 260 amino acids. NCBI's taxonomy places the organism in Eukaryota, Viridiplantae, Streptophyta, Magnoliopsida, Fagales, Juglandaceae. The transcript has a single exon. Gene Ontology annotation, biological process: brassinosteroid biosynthetic process. The record is from RefSeq and is a predicted model, not a curated record.
AUUUUCUGUGAGACUAAUGUUUUCCUUCCACUAAAGUCAUACUACGACCACAUUCCCUUCUCAGAGCACACUGCUCCGCAAUCCGCAUCGCUCUCAAUCUCUCCGCCCCUAAGUCACAUUCUCUCUGUCGAACCUUCCGACCAGAUCAGACAUUAACACGAAUACCAACAAAUAUGGUCUCAGAUCAGAGGGUCUUCCACUACAGCCUGCUGUCCCUCUACGUCAUAGCUCCCAUGACCUUUAUCGCCCUCCGGUUCCUCCAAGCCCCCUACGGCAAGCACUACCGUCCCGGGUGGGGCCCCACCAUUUACCCACCUUUGGCCUGGUUCCUCAUGGAAAGCCCCACAAUCUGGCUCACCCUCCUCCUCAUCUCCUUCGGUCUCAACUUCUCAAAUCCCAAGUCCCUCGUCCUCAUGUCUCCGUUCCUCUUCCACUACUUCCACCGCACCUGCAUCUAUCCACUUCGCCUCCACCGCAAUUCCGCUCGCCGGAAUACGGCCCAUGGAUACCCGAUCAGCAUGCUGGUGUUGGCCUUUGUGUUUAACAUUUUGAAUGCUUACUUACAAGCCAGAUGGGUGUCUCAUUACAAGGAUUACGAGAAUGAUGGGUGGUUUUGGUGGCGGUUUUUUGGUGGAUUGGUGGUGUUUUUGGGUGGCAUGGCGGUGAACAUUUGGUCGGACAGAGUUUUGGUGGGUCUGAAAAAGGAAGGUGGGGGAGGGUAUAAGGUACCAAGAGGAGGGUGGUUUGAUUUGGUCAGCUGCCCAAACUACCUUGGGGAGAUCGUGGAGUGGUUGGGUUGGGCGGUGAUGACUUGGUCUUGGGUGGGGCUAGGGUUUUUCCUCUUCACGUGUGCCAACUUGGUACCCAGGGCACUUGCGAACCAUAGAUGGUAUCUGGAGAAAUUUGGGGAGGACUAUCCAAAGGGUAGAAAAGCUGUUAUCCCCUUCUUGUAUUGACAAUUUGAGGUUCCUUUUGUUGGUUGACUUUUGGUCCUUUGGAUGUGUGAUGGCUACAACUCUUUCCUUUUUGCAGCAGCACUUUAAGAAAACUAGAUUCAGCAAUUGACAUUUUCACAGGUCGAAUUGGUGGUCUUUUGUAAGGUUUUAUAGCUCGUGUAUGUAGUACCUGCCUGUAGAAAAUAUGCGCUGUAAUGGAUACAAGGUUGUCUUCUAAACAAA